Messenger RNA from Rotaria sordida, 654 nucleotides. NCBI's taxonomy places the organism in Eukaryota, Metazoa, Rotifera, Eurotatoria, Philodinida, Philodinidae. The record is from the annotation of a GenBank genome assembly.
AUGGGAUUUAGCAAUAACAAUCCAUUAGAAUCUGAACUCGAUAACAUAUUAAAAGAUGAUGAUGUUGUAAAAAUUGAUUUAAGUUUAAAACAACAGCGAGCUGAUUCUAUUCUUCCUGGAUAUUAUACUGUUGGAGAAAUAAUAUUCCUUAUGGAUAAUUUAUUAAAUGAAGCAUUCCAUUUUGAUGUUGAUACUUAUGCAACAUUGAUUGAUAAUCAAGUUCAAAUUGAAUGUAUUGGUCAACGAAAUUAUUCAGGAAGAGUUUAUACAGUCGAUCCAUUAACACAAAGUAUCGUUCUAAUCGAUGAUACAUCAAAUCGUGUUCAUAUUGUUCUACGACCUGAUAUUAUUCAAUUGAAAAUUCUUGAUCGAAAUAUUUCUCAUCAACUGAAUAAAGAUCCAUUUUUACCAUCAAAUUCAACAAUAGAUAAUCAAGAUGAAUCUAUAUGUGAUCGUUUAGGAAAAAUUCGUAAAUUUCUUUCAUCAAAACGAAUACCAUUUCAAGAAAAACUCGAAGAAAAUAAUUCUAUAACACUUUUAAUACAAAAUGGUAUUGUUCAAAUUAAUUCUCCAUAUAAACAUGAAAACAUUUCAGGAACAAAUGAAAUUGUUCUAUCACGUAUUAAAUUAUUAUUUAAACAGAUUAUUAAUUAA